This is a messenger RNA of Paralichthys olivaceus (Japanese flounder), 3663 nucleotides long. RefSeq names its product rho GTPase-activating protein SYDE1. NCBI's taxonomy places the organism in Eukaryota, Metazoa, Chordata, Actinopteri, Pleuronectiformes, Paralichthyidae. Gene Ontology annotation, biological process: signal transduction; regulation of Ras protein signal transduction; cell migration. Gene Ontology annotation, molecular function: GTPase activator activity. The record is from RefSeq and is a predicted model, not a curated record. Gene Ontology annotation, cellular component: synaptic membrane.
AUUUAUUUCCUGUUCAGAGUCAUGGACGAGUGUUCACACUGAGACAUGAGGGACGAGGAGCUGUAAUCGUCUGUUCUCCUUCUGGAUCAGUCUCUGUGAGGACAGGGGAGGAAAGGGGAGGACAGGGGACACCAUGGCAGAGCCCUUGCUAAAGAGAACGUUCUCCAGACUCAGAGGAAAAGAUCGAAGCCACAGGAAGACAAAGUCUAAACUCAGCGAUGAUCCAGAUAAGGUCAUGUCGUCUUACUCAGCUCAGACAUCAUCAUCACCAUCACUGACAACAACAGCGAGAACACCGCAACUAUCAGACCCUCCUUCACCAUCACCUAACCGCAUCACUGUUGCUAAGAAACAGCACUGGGUGAUGCAGGGGUCUGUUGCUCUGUCCUCAAGCCCCACCCCUAGGUCAUUUCCCUGGGACCACCCACUAGGGAUAUCCCAAGAUGCACCUGGGUGGACCUGCAGCCAAAUGCAGGAUAAGACAGUAACGUGCAGCCAGAGGAAGUUCGUCUAUCUUGCCUGGGACACGGCCAGUGCCCCCUGUCUUCCUGUCAGUUCUUCAACAGUGUUGCAGGAGGCCUCCCAGUCCACAUGGGGCUCCACUGAUGUCCCCACCACCUCCAUCAGUACUAAACGCUCUGGACAACGUGCCUACCUACAGAGCUUGGAUCGCAGCAGCCGAGCCUGGGUGCUGUCUUCAGGAAAGUCCCAGGCUUCAGAGGAUGUCUGUGGCCCUCUGGAGGACAGAGGCAGCAACAUCUGGUACAACCCGAUCCCAGAGGAGGAGGACACCCUGCACAGAGAGGUAGGGAGGAGGAGAGAGGAGAGGGAGAGGGAGGAGAGUUCAACAAAUAGGGUGGGGUCAGAAGAUACUAGAGGAGAGGAAGGAGGUGUCAGGUCAAUGGAGGCUCGUAGUGAUGAACAUCCACUGGAGGGCGCUAAUCCUAGUGUCAGCUACUGUACUGAUGACAUCACAGCAGAACUCACAGACCCCCUCCCCUUUGACUAUAGCCCUGCCUCCCAGAAGAAAGGAGGCAUAUCCAGUAGUGUGAUUGACAGGCUGAGGUCUCCUGGUACAGUGAGGAAACUUUCCCAAAAGAUGAAGAAACUUCCUGAACUACGGCGCAAACUCAGCCUCCGCUCGUCAUCUCGAGCUCAUCGCCAGGGAGAUGACAGCAGAGGAGGCAGGGACGAGUGUAGCAUGAGGAAUGUGACAUCAUUGUCGACUUUGUCCAACCAGAAUGUGAUCAGCAGAUAUCACUUGGACAGCUCCGCCCCACCCACUAACCCCCUGCGACAAUCAUUGAGAGGACGCUCCGUGAGUAAAGGAGGUCAUCUCAGUGAUGGAGAUUCUCCCGAACUGCUGCCACGGCCACAAGGUCCUAAACAUGCAGCUUCUCAGGAAAUGUUGUGCGAUAUGAGUUCGUUCAGGUUGUACCUGGGCUCUGAUCCACCUCGAUGCAGCCAGAGGGUGACGGGUUUACUGACAGUCCACCUGCUGGGCCUGGAGGAGAUGAAGACCAGGUCGGAGGGCAGUAAGGACGUCUUCCUCGCCAUUCAGGUUGAUGAUGUGACAAGAGCGAGGACCGCCCUCCUAAACCUGCGAAGCUCUGCCCUCUCGUUAAACCACACCUUCCACCUUGAGCUGGAGCAAGCUCGGCAACUCCGCAUUGUGGUGCUGACACCAGCCAAUCUGCAGACAGGGUGUGUGUCUAAACCAGGAUCUGAUGUUAAUCAAGCAUCAUGCGGUCCAACCAGCAACAGAGUGUGUUGUCUGGGAAGAGUCUCCAUUCCAUCACUGUUUAAAGGGAGUCGUAGUCAACAGCUGUGUGUGAAACUAGAGCCUCAAGGACUUCUCUACGUCAAACUGUCUCUGCACGAGAAGUGGGACAAACAGGUCAACACUGACACAUCACCCGUUAACGUGUUUGGGGUGGAACUGCACCAUCUGGUGGAGAAAGAGGGUAGUGCGGCUCCGGUGCCUCUGCUGAUCCAGAAAGCAGUGGCAGAGAUCGAACGGCGAGGACUGAAGGUGGUAGGUCUGUACCGACUGUGUGGAUCUGCCGCCGUAAAGAAGGAGCUCAGGGAUUGGUUCGAGCGGAACAGUUCAGCCGUGUGUCUCAGCGAAGACCUCUACCCUGACAUCAAUGUCAUUACAGGUAUUCUGAAGGAUUACCUGCGGGAGCUGCCAUCACCGCUCAUCACCAGGACUCUGUACCAGGUGGUCAGGGACACCAUGACCUUACGACCCUCACCCACGACUCCUGACCCUCAGCUGGCCCAGAGCACAGUGGGGUUGCUGUCCUGUUUGCUGCCCCCAGAGAGGGCAACUCUGUCGUUGCUGCUCGACCAUCUUAGUCUGGUGGCUUCCUUCAGCUCAUACAACAGGAUGACCCAUCAGAACCUUGCUGUUUGCUUUGGCCCGGUGCUCCUCACCCCGACCCAAGAGGCCUGGAGGGGUGGAGGGGGAGGAGGGAGGGGAGCAAGGGGGAAAGGGUUCGGUGAAGAGAUGGCGAGUGCAGUGGAUUUUAAACGACACAUUGAGGCAUUGCAUUACCUGCUGCAGCAGUGGCCAGUGCCAGCACAUGACCACACCCGCGACUCUGCUCCUCCCUCACCCACCCUUCCCCAUCAUCCCCUGGGACUGCAGCAGCGGCGUCCUGUGCUACGAUUAGCGAUGCCUCAGAAUCCUGAGGGGGAGGUGGUGGUGUCACGGCGGGGUCGAGGUGGUCAGUCCCGACUGGAGAGUCCACCGCCAAUCAACCGCUACGCCGGAGACUGGAGUGUCUGUGGUCAAGACCUUCUCUUGGCACAGGAGGCGGACUACGACGAGGUGGCAGGAAGUGACAGUGACAGAGAAAGCGGCGAUGAAGAAGUGGAGAAGAAGGACGUGUGGUCUUCAGGAGGAGGAGGUCUGUAUGUCGAAGACUUCCUGGACUUUGAUGCUCCGUUCAACUGUCGACUUAGUCUGAAGGACUUCGACAACCUGAUCCACGACCUCGACCGAGAGCUUGCCAAACACAUUAACAUUUGUCUUUAGAGGAAGAGGAGGAGGAGGAGAAAGACAAGGCUGUCUGUGCCAAAAAAACAACAAACCAGAAUAAUUUAUUUUUGUGAUAUGAAGGAACAAAGAUGCUGUUGGUUCUUGUUAUGAGAAGAACAUAUGAGGUUCCGUGUUCUCAUCAUGUUCUUUCACUUCCUGUCACAGUCAUGUCCUGAAGACACUGAUCAGUGUCGCUGUUGUUUUUGUUGUUGUGAAUAUCAGGGUCACAUCGAUCAGCCAUAAGAAGCCAUUUUUCACUUGUCAAGCUGGAUAACUGAAAGAGAUCCGAGAUAUGUUAAACUUCAGCCUCCAUUUUGGAUCACUUGUGGUCCUGCAGCGCCCCCUAUGUGUGUGGCAGCAGAUCUUAUUUUAGCGGUACAGAGUUUGACGCUCACUGUGUCACUGUAGUUUUCAACAGUAUUAAUUUGUUUUGCACAUACUUCAGUAAGCACUUACGUUUUUUAUUGACGAUGUUUCUAUGCAGACGAUGUAACAAUGUUUCUAUGAUGAUGUAACCAAAGUGUCGAAGCACAGUUCCUGUUGGAACAAACUGUACUUUUUAACCUGAACAAUUCUAACUAAACACUUUAUUAUUAUCAGCUGGAGUAGCAGCUCAUUGG